AUGUGUAAAAGUGUAAUCGAAAACAGACUCGAUGGAACGACCGUGGCGGGAAAAUAUAAUAUUAAUAAAAAAAACUUCAAAACUCGAAGAAGAAUGCGCGGGAAUUUUUAUAAUACGAUGUUUUUGAGAACUUCUUUGUUUAUUUUUGUUUUUUUUAAUUGUUUUUUUAAUGUUAUGUGUGUCGAUGAUGAUGUAUUGACGUUACAAGGAGGUAUAGAUGAGAAAGAUGUCGAUUUACCAUCGGACAGAAGGCGGCCUGUAAAUGAGCAAGAAAAAGAUAUUUUAAUGUUAGGAGCUCUCGGGAGACGUAAAGGGUCAUAUCAUAAUGGCUAUGGUUCGUCCCAAGAAGAUGAUUCUAUCAUGGAUUUGUUGGGGAAAAUGAUCCCCCAAACUUGCCGUUACAGGGGUGCUCGAUACCCAUGUGGGUUGAGUAUAUCCUGCGUCCUAGGGGGUGGGAAGCCCCUAGACCUAUGUUCAGGUGGCAUGAUCUGGGCCUGCUGUGUGGAUAGGGAGACCACUGAGCGACCCACUGAGGUAGCACCCGUUGUUCAUAAUGCUAGUUGCGGUGAGCAUUUCACCAGAUCCAACCGUAUUGUUGGUGGACAUUCGACUGGCUUUGGUUCCCAUCCGUGGCAAGCUGCUCUCAUCAAGUCAGGGUUCCUGAGCAAGAAGCUGGCUUGUGGUGGAGCUCUGAUCUCUGACAGAUGGGUGAUCACUGCAGCUCAUUGUGUGGCUACCACUCCAAACAAUCAGCUCCGCGUUCGUCUCGGCGAGUGGGACGUGCGGGACUCAGGGGAGAGGUACUCCCACGAGGAGUUCGCAGUACAACGCAAGGAGGUGCAUCCCUCGUAUGAACCAGCUGACUUCAGGAACGAUGUGGCACUAGUCCAACUUGAUAGAGGCGUAGUUUUUAAACAACAUAUUUUACCGGUAUGUCUUCCUCAAAAGCAGAUGAAGCUAGCUGGAAAGAUGGCCACGGUUGCAGGAUGGGGCAGAACGAGGCAUGGACAAAGCUCUGUGCCUUCUGUGUUACAGGAAGUGGAUGUAGAAGUAAUCCCUAAUGAACGUUGUCAGCGGUGGUUCCGAGCUGCUGGGAGAAGGGAGACCAUCCAUGACGUAUUCCUUUGUGCAGGGUAUAAAGAGGGUGGUAGAGACUCUUGCCAGGGUGACAGCGGAGGCCCUCUAACAAUGAAACUGGAGGGGCGAAGCACCCUCAUAGGCCUCGUCUCGUGGGGCAUCGGCUGUGGUCGAGAACACUUACCAGGCGUAUACACAAACAUACAAAAAUUCGUACCAUGGAUAGACAAACUCGUAAAUCCUUGA
Molecule: messenger RNA, 1323 nt
Organism: Spodoptera littoralis (African cotton leafworm)
Lineage: Eukaryota; Metazoa; Arthropoda; Insecta; Lepidoptera; Noctuidae
Source: the annotation of a GenBank genome assembly